This is a messenger RNA of Prunus avium (sweet cherry), 2398 nucleotides long. The record is from RefSeq and is a predicted model, not a curated record. Lineage: Eukaryota; Viridiplantae; Streptophyta; Magnoliopsida; Rosales; Rosaceae.
CUCAUUUCAAUUCUCUCAAGAAAUAUACACAGAUCAUACACAAUAUUGACUAAGGUACAAUAAUGUCUCAAGAAAUAUCAGGGGCCGAAGACCAAGCAGUGAAAGCCUAUGGAUGGGCCGCUAGAGAUUCCUCUGGUGUUCUUUCUCCCUUCCACUUCACCAGGAGAGGCAAUGGUGAUAAUGAUAUCAGCAUGAAGAUACUCUAUUGUGGAAUUUGCCACUCAGACCUUCACCUCGCUAAGGACGAAGUGGGAAUGACCAUAUAUCCCAUUGUUCCAGGACACGAGAUUGUAGGAGAAGUGACAAAGGUGGGGCGCAAUGUUACAAAAUUCAAAGUAGGAGACAUAGCCGGAGUUGGGUGCAUGGUGGGUUCAUGUCGCUCAUGCGACAACUGCACACAGGACCUGGAAAACUACUGCCCCAAAAUGGUGUGGACCUACAACAAACACCACGAAGACGGAUCAAGAACCUUCGGUGGAUACUCCGACAAGAUAGUAGUCGAUGAGCACUUUGUCGUUCAAAUCCCCAAAAACCUUCCAUUACAAGGUACUGCCCCAAUGCUGUGUGCUGGGAUCACAGUUUACAGCCCUAUGAGAUACUUUGGGCUGAUGGAGCCUGGUAAGCAUUUGGGUGUGGUGGGGCUUGGUGGCCUUGGCCAUAUGGCCGUGAAGUUUGCCAAAGCUGUUGGAGCAAAAGUUACUGUGAUAAGUACCUCCCCCAAUAAGAAGAAGGAAGCUGUGGAACAACUUGGUGUUGAUGAAUUUCUGAUUAGUCACGACCAAGAGCAAUUGCAGGCUGCCAUGGGUACAAUGGAUGGUAUCAUCGAUACUGUUUCAGCCGCUCACCCUCUCUUGCAUUUGGUUGGCCUGUUGAAGACCAAUGGAAAACUAAUUCUGGUGGGUGCUCCAAUCCAGCCUCCUGAGUUACCAGUUUUCCCUUUAAUCUUGGGGAGGAAGCUUGUUGCUGGCAGUGCAAUUGGGGGAAUGAAAGAGACCCAAGAGAUGAUAGACUUUGCAGCAAAGCAUAAUAUCACAGCAGAUGUUGAAGUUAUUCCAAUGGAUUAUGUGAACACUGCCCUUGAACGAGUUGCCAAGGCUGAUGUUAAGUAUCGCUUUGUCAUUGAUGUGGCAAACACCAUAAAAUCUCCAUAUUCUACAGCCACAACUAGUUUUCCUAAUUCUGAACCAAUUGAGAUGAUAAAUUUCAAUUGUGGAAUUUGCCACUCAGACCUUCACCUCGCUAAGGACGAAGUGGGAAUGACCAUAUAUCCCAUUGUUCCAGGACACGAGAUUGUAGGAGAAGUGACAAAGGUGGGGCGCAAUGUUACAAAAUUCAAAGUAGGAGACAUAGCCGGAGUUGGGUGCAUGGUGGGUUCAUGUCGCUCAUGCGACAACUGCACACAGGACCUGGAAAACUACUGCCCCAAAAUGGUGUGGACCUACAACAAACACCACGAAGACGGAUCAAGAACCUUCGGUGGAUACUCCGACAAGAUAGUAGUCGAUGAGCACUUUGUCGUUCAAAUCCCCAAAAACCUUCCAUUACAAGGUACUGCCCCAAUGCUGUGUGCUGGGAUCACAGUUUACAGCCCUAUGAGAUACUUUGGGCUGAUGGAGCCUGGUAAGCAUUUGGGUGUGGUGGGGCUUGGUGGCCUUGGCCAUAUGGCCGUGAAGUUUGCCAAAGCUGUUGGAGCAAAAGUUACUGUGAUAAGUACCUCCCCCAAUAAGAAGAAGGAAGCUGUGGAACAACUUGGUGUUGAUGAAUUUCUGAUUAGUCACGACCAAGAGCAAUUGCAGGCUGCCAUGGGUACAAUGGAUGGUAUCAUCGAUACUGUUUCAGCCGCUCACCCUCUCUUGCAUUUGGUUGGCCUGUUGAAGACCAAUGGAAAACUAAUUCUGGUGGGUGCUCCAAUCCAGCCUCCUGAGUUACCAGUUUUCCCUUUAAUCUUGGGGAGGAAGCUUGUUGCUGGCAGUGCAAUUGGGGGAAUGAAAGAGACCCAAGAGAUGAUAGACUUUGCAGCAAAGCACAAUAUCACAGCAGAUGUUGAAGUUAUUCCAAUGGAUUAUGUGAACACUGCCCUUGAACGAGUUGCCAAGGCUGAUUUUAAGUAUCGCUUUGUCAUUGAUGUGGCAAACACCAUAAAAUCUCCAUAUUAAUAUGGAAAUAACUUCCUAGCCAACAUGCCUUGUUUGGCAAUAAGAUGAAUUGCUAAGGAUCAUCGUCUCGUCGCGCAUGGGAUGAUUGGCCUUAUUAAUUCCAUAUAGACGAAGAAUAUAUUUUAAGAUGCGCAAGGUGUGCUUAAUUUUUUGUCGUGUGUAUCUUAUCCUUGAAAUAAAGUCGAUGUUUAUGUAAUUUUUGGCUAUUAAUUUCUAGGCAAACUUUGUUACUCAUUCUUUGA